Molecule: messenger RNA, 2319 nt
Organism: Styela clava
Lineage: Eukaryota; Metazoa; Chordata; Ascidiacea; Stolidobranchia; Styelidae
Source: RefSeq, a predicted model, not a curated record
GAAUGGUGAAUCACAUCCUGUAAGAAUUUCCUUUUCCUUUUAACGAUCAUUUGCAGCUAUAAAAAAUACAGAAGAGGCAUAUUGUCUUCAUACUACAGGUACGCCAUCAACCGAUAGAAAAAGGAAAGAGCAAACAAUUUGAGAAAACUGAGUUACGCCCCGAAGAAGAAUGAAUAUCAUAUUUUGUGUAUUAUUGAGUUUUUUGGUGAAAAUUGUUUACGGAACGGGAUGCACAGUUCAACCAUCGCCAGAUAUACGAGAAGUACAGGCUGGCUGCACUACUGAUUACGGUUCAUGCUCAUUGCAGGAAUGCAUAUCGUGCUACAGUAACGAGAGAAAAUGUUGUGGACCAGUACAUAAACAAAAAGAUGUCACGUGCGGAGGUCAAACUAUCGAAGUUACAGUCGUAGAUAAAUGUACUUGCUCGCCCUGUCAAGAGCCAACCACUGUUAUUGCUGGAACAAUAAAUAAUUGUGACACAACUGGUUCCAUAUGUAGUAAUUUCGCAGUAGAGAUGAACAAUAUUGAAGUAGCAAGGGCAGAUAUUGAAGGAAAAUUUCAAUUCGAAACAGGCACACCUCAGUCCAGCGAUCGGAUUGUAUUUUCUGCGGUGGAUGACAUCCAUAAGUUUUACAGACAAGUCAAGGUUGUUAAUACAGUAAGUGAAACGAAUGUAUACUUUGUGACAAUCGACGCCAUUAAGAAGCCUAAUGCCAUAAUGUUCAUCUCAACUGACGGACACACCGUGCCAUCAAUAGGAACCAAUCAAGAUGUGUCAGUUGUUUUCCCCGCAAACUCAUUUUUUAUGGAAGACGGUGUGACCCCGUACACUGGAAACGUACAUCUUGCAUUGAAAUUCAUUGAUCCCACGCAAACUGACAGCGAAAAUUCAAUCCCAGGAGAACUUUUGACAGAAGGAGAGCAGUUACCAGGUUUUUUAUCAUCAUUUGGAAUGUUGUUGUUUGAUUUGACGGACGACGCUGGAAAUCCACUGACUGCACGUCAAGUUGAAAUAUAUUUGAGAACAAACAGUCUGACCUUGGGUCAAACACAGGGUUUGAGUUUGUGGAGUUUAAACGAUGCCACAGGUUUUUGGGAACAAGGGCCAACAAUGUCGGUUUCUAGCACAGACCCGACUGCGAAGCGAAGAAAAAAACGAGGAGGAAAUGAUUUUAUAGCAGCAAGUAUUGACGUAACUGAUCUAACACGGAUUUGGAAUUUAGACAAACUAUUAAUUUCGUAUUGUCACAUGAAAGUACGACUAUUUGUGGGUCAAACACAAACAGAAAACAAUCAAGUUAGCGGGGCAGAUGUUACAUCACUAUAUGCUAGAACUGGUGCGAGUGGGAGUCCGGGAUGGAGGAAUUUUCUAAGAAGAAAAUCUGGCAACAAUGGAAUAUGUGUAUCAGUCCCUUGUGAUGCAACUGUUUUAAAUAGUGUCAAAGUUGCAGCUGACAGAUAUUGUACAGUUUCCACAACUGUUUCUGCAUCAGAUCAAACUCUUCUUGGGUACAGCGAUGAAACAACAAGUUUUACAAUUACAAUACCAGCCGGCCAAAACAUAGUGGAUAACACAAAUGGACCCAUCUAUAGUGACUGGAGUGAAUGUUACAAUGCUGCAUUCAAUGAGGCUUAUUUUGGCUUUGGCAGGGAACUACCGGUAGAUGAGGAAAUCAAUACAAUUCCAUUUAAUGAAGAAAAAAUUGAAGAACAACCUGCGAUAAACGAUGUUUUGGCAUGGUGGCCAGAUAUGAACAGUUUCCAUGCUUGUUACAUGCGUAUUGAAAUAGGCAUUGGAGGGGAAAGGGAAAGAAAGAGACGAAACGUUUUUCCGGCAAACGAAGAAAAAGUAGAGAUUGAGAGCCUUGGGGGAACUCAUUCUGUAACUGCCGAUAAACUAUAUGGCAAGCGAACGUCUUAUGCCAUCGGAAUUGCAGUAUGUGUUGAAUACAAGUGCCCAAGUAGUCUAUCUGACGGAGAUUUUGACAGAACGGAACUACUUGUUCGACCUGUGUUUGAUGGCGAUUACUCUUACUACACACUUAAUCAAGUAAAUGAGAAAAUGUUUGCAUCUACUGAUGAGAUCACUGCCGCCAAUGCACAGAUAGGACAAUCCAGCUUCGCUGGACCAGCACCAACAGAUUUCACGGUGACAGAUGAUGGAACAUAUCACAGCGAGAGUACAAUUCAUCCACUUAUAGCAAAAGCCGAUGCAAGAGAGAAAUGCAUAGGUGGAUCGUUUGAAGCAUUAGUUAUUACCCCGUCUGUCACUUCUACUGUCGAUGUUCCAUGAAACAAAUGUAGUUGCCUAUAAUUAAA